UAAACUAAAGUCAAACCUCAAACCUGGCCUCAAGACGCCGGCCGUCGUCGGCGCUGGCAAUGGUGUGCCCGGACGAAUGGCAGUCAGCUGUAUUGAAGAUUUGGAAGGAGCUGACAUCCACGGUAACCGGAUGUGGAUACCACCCGCGUGUUCGAUGUCAAUGAUUGAAGACCAUACCGGGACCACAACAGAUGA
Opisthorchis viverrini is the source of this 195-nucleotide messenger RNA. RefSeq lists its product as hypothetical. The annotation marks the transcript as partial. The transcript has a single exon. NCBI's taxonomy places the organism in Eukaryota, Metazoa, Platyhelminthes, Trematoda, Opisthorchiida, Opisthorchiidae. The record is from RefSeq and is a predicted model, not a curated record.